CCUUUAAAAGCGGGCUCCCUUCGGUCACACUGAGGCACAUCGUAAACGAGCGGAUAGAGAGGAGUGAAAAGUCUGUGACAGCUGCAUUUUGUUGUGUCAAAUCGGCUCCAGGAUGGUCUCGUCUUACCCUUUACCGGAUGGCUUCUCCGAGUUUGAUGUCUUCUCCCUGGGAUCGUGUCUGCUGGUGGAGGGUCUGCUGGGCUUCUUUUUAAAUGCGGUGACAAUCGUCGCUUUCCUCAAAGUGAGAGAACUGAGGACCCCCAGCAAUUUCCUAGUGUUCAGCUUAGCGAUGGCUGAUAUGGGCAUCUCCAUGAACGCCACCAUCGCCGCUUUCUCCAGCUUCCUGAGGUACUGGCCUUAUGGCUCUGAAGGAUGCCAGACUCACGGUUUCCAUGGCUUUGUGACAGCUCUCGCCAGCAUCCACUUUAUAGCCGCCAUCGCCUGGGACAGAUACCACCAGUACUGCACUAGGACAAAGCUGCAGUGGAGCAGCGCCAUCACUCUAGCUGUAUUUAUCUGGCUCUUCUCUGCCUUCUGGUCUGCCAUGCCCCUCAUCGGCUGGGGAGAGUACGACUAUGAGCCUCUCAGGACCUGCUGCACUCUGGACUACAGCAAGGGAGACAGAAACUAUGUGUCUUACUUGAUCCCCAUGAGCAUCUUUAACAUGGCCAUCCAGGUGUUUGUUGUUAUGUCCUCUUACCAGUCCAUUGCACAGAAAUUCAAGAAGACUGGAAACCCCAGGUUCAACCCCAACACUCCUCUUAAGACUAUGCUGUUCUGCUGGGGCCCCUAUGGCAUCCUGGCUUUCUACGCUGCUGUGGAGAAUGCCAACCUGGUCUCCCCCAAGCUUAGGAUGAUGGCUCCUAUCCUGGCUAAGACCUCUCCCACCUUCAAUGUCUUCCUGUAUGCUCUGGGAAAUGAGAACUACAGAGGAGGCAUCUGGCAGUUCCUCACUGGGGAAAAGAUCGAUGUGCCUCAAAUUGAGAACAAGUCCAAAUAAACUAAGCAUGCAAUAAUUACACACAA
Molecule: messenger RNA, 1026 nt
Organism: Siniperca chuatsi (mandarin fish)
Lineage: Eukaryota; Metazoa; Chordata; Actinopteri; Centrarchiformes; Sinipercidae
Gene: rgra
Product: retinal G protein coupled receptor a
Exons: 7
Coding region: 113-1000 (295 amino acids)
Biological process (GO): G protein-coupled receptor signaling pathway; phototransduction; visual perception
Cellular component (GO): membrane
Molecular function (GO): G protein-coupled receptor activity
Source: RefSeq, a predicted model, not a curated record